GAAAUGUAAUGCAGAGUUAGACUUGCUGAAGACAGUUUAUACAGUUAAUAGGUGUCACGUGUAAGAAAGUGUGAUGUCCAGUAGAGUUAGUAGGUGAUCUAUAUUCUCCUGGUGUCACAUUAAUACACAGUGGUACCUGUGGUGCUAGCUAUAGGGUGCAGCCAGUACAUGAUGAAGGUGUGAGGACCAAGUAUUACAUGUGACAGGAUCAUUUAUAUCUCCCAGUCAACCAGUUCAUACUGUCUAGACACAUCUGAACACCAAAGGAAGAUUUGCCUUCACACUUAAAAAACAUGCUAUAAAUACUCUCGUUUGAGACUCAAAACAAACUGCCUAUCAUUUUUUAAGUUGAAAUGUUGUUGCUUUCAUCUCAUGGUCAUUCUGGUGUAUAUGGUCAAAAAGACUGCAUCAGUUACUUUGUGUGUGGCAGGUGGUAAAUGCAGCAGUGCAUGAUUUCUUAUACCCUCAGUCAGGUGCCGACUACAAUAAUAUAACUUUUGUAAUCUGAAUUAUUGACUAAAAACUAAGAGUCUGGUCUGGAAGAGCAGAGCUUUAGAGAAGGGAAUCUGGAAAAAUGAACAGAGCGCAAAUUUGGGAAAACCUGGGGUGGACUGGUCUGCAAUAGGUUGCUCAUAUGCUGUCUUUAAAAAUAAAACAUUUCUUUAAGAAAUGAGCAAUAAAGGCUACAAGCGAUUUAUUUUGAAACGAAGGAUAGAAAUAAAUCGGACAUAUCUUGAUACCUGUGCUUAAUGCUUUCUGUCAUGAAAGCAAACUUCAUUUCCAGUCCUCAUAGAGCUCCUGUAUCCGGGAGGGGAGUGGAAAAGAAUAAAACUAGUUUACACAUAAUGAGACUGCUAUUUACACUAACCAAUCUACUUCCUAAAAUGAUAACUUGGCUUUUUGGUGUUAUCACUUGUUAUAUUAGUAAAAAACAAUUGUCUGAUAGGGGUGGUUUCUAGGGAUCUGUGCUGACUAGAGCCUGGGGAGUGCUCAAAGGGUUUAACAGGUAACUACCAGAUUAAGUUAGUAAGGAGGUUAAACACUUAGUUUAGUGGCUUUCUUGAUGUACAAAUCUUGCUAUGAGGUUGAAUGUCUUAAAAAUGAGUAUUAGUGGUUAACAAGCCAGUAGACUGAUCAGUUUUCUGGUGGGAAAUCUGGUCAGAAGGGCAGUCGUGGUCUGGUCGGCAGGCUGGUCAGUUGUCUGAUUGAUGCUACAUUUGACGGUUGACAGUCACUUAGCUCCUCUCUUGUAUUUGGUAUUUUAUAAAGCAUGACCUCAAAAGUUACACGGUAAAAAAAAAGCAACCAUAUUUAAAAGUAAAAUUUCAAAAGUAUAGUUGAUAUGAUGACUGCUAGUGUUAACAGUGCUAAAAUUAAACCAGUCUUAUUGCAACAGCAUGUUGACAUGCUAGAAAGGUUCCACACUUUAUAAAAUGUCAUCUGAAAGCAGCAAUUCAUGAAAAGUGAUAUAACUUUUCAAAGUCUUCCCACUAUUUUCUCUUUCAACAAAGUGAUUCCCUUCUAACAAGUGUCAUCAGUACAGAUAAAAUAUGACAGCAGUACUAUCAUUGGGGAUCUCUUUCACACCUCGUUGUCCACCUCCUAGGUUAUUUUUAGCAAACCGCACUGGAGAUAGGUGAUGACUAAAAAAAAAAGGCCUGCUGCUGUAUUAGCAUAGCACUGACCAAGGCAGUGUCAGUCUGGCCGGCAGCUCAUGAAGACCCAGUGAACACCACCUGCUUUUGGGUAUUUUUUGCUCCAGAUCUCAUUAAGUCAUUGUCCAGCUAACUGUUAUCCAGGUGUGUGGAAGAGAUACCACAUUGCCUAUACAGCAGCCAGGCAUGCAUUGCUUUGGGUAUGCUUCAGCAGGGCACCUGUAAAAUGAGGUAUGCAGGGGUAGGGCACCUGAUGGUACAUUGAAGACAAUUAGUGCCCUAGAAGUUUAAGAUAAUGAAUUGUAGCAUGAUUUGUGACAUGCAGCAGAAUUGCUAGGUGACUAAUCAGAUAAGAACUCUCUACAUAGAGCCUAUCUUUAUUAUACAAGCCCUGAACCAGAAUAUCUCUGUGGUGUCAGCUGCAGGCCCCAAGCCAGGCUACUUAUGAAUUCAUUCUGUGUUGUGAGUCAGAGGUAAUCAGUUAGUGAAGGAAGAGUGAUGGUGCUGGGACACCCCUCUAUGUGCCUUGCUGCUGGGGAAGACAUGGGACUGAAAUCAGUUUACACCAAAGAUAUGGGAAGUUGCAGACUGCUUCCACACUAAGAUCUCACAUGUUGACUGGGUUCAUGGCAACCAUGAGCCUGCUUUAGGGGGAGAGGAUGUUGUCGUUAAGUUUUAACAAUAAUGACAACAACUCUGAGAAUAAUGUUAUCAAUAAUGACAACAUGGGGCACCCUUCAGAUAAUCAUGUUAGCAAUGCUGACAAUAAGACACAGAUGUUGUUUGUAGAUGCAUUUCUACAAAACAACCGUCUUGAGCACAUUGUCCAGGUGAUGGGCUACCACCCUAAAUACCUGGACAGUUUCCUCAAGACACAGCAGUAUAUUCUCCGUGGAGAUGGACCUCUUCCAUAUGACUACAGACACUAUAUAGCUAUCAUGGCCUCUGCCAGACACCAGUGCUCAUAUCUCAUUAACCUCCAUAAGACAGAGUUCUUGCUGUGUGGUGGGGAGGAGACCUGGCUGAAGGGGCUGGACCACAUACCACAGAAACUACGAGACCUGUAUGAAAUCAUAAAGAUAUUAGCACACAGGCCAUGGCUAAUAUCCAAAAACCACAUUGAGAAACUGACACGGGGCAAUGAUAACUGGUCACUAGCAGAAGUGAUGCAUGCUCUAAUUAUAAUUGCACACUUCCAUGCCAUGUGCUCAUUUGUGUACGGCUGCGGUAUUCACCCUGAAAUAGACGAAGAGAACGGACACACCUUCCGCCCUUCUUCAUCGUCAGACAGUGAAGACAAUCACUCCAGUAGCAAUAGUCACUCUGGCUCCCCAACCUCAACAGAUGCAGCGGCAGGGAUUGAGGCUCUGAUGGAACGCAUGAAGCAACUCAAUGAGACAGGAGAGGAACCAACACAAGAAGAAAUGUUAGCCAGAUUCCAGAAAGUGGAGUCCCAGAGUUUAGAAUUGGAGGCAGGUAAAUCCCAGCUCUCACCUAAAGCCAGUAUUUUGUGCUAUGUGGAAGAUCCCAGCUUUGGGUAUGAAGACUUUGCCAUGAGGGGAGCAGUACAGGAAAUCCCUACAUUUAGAGCACAGGACUUCUCCUGGGAGGACCAAGGCUACUCAUUAGCCAACCGUCUGUACUCUGACAUAGGAACUCUACUUGACGACAAGUUUAACACAGCAUACAAUUUGACAUACUUCACAAUGGGUCCCAACACAGAUGUGGACACGUCUUCUUUUCGUCGAGCAAUCUGGAACUACAUCCAUUGUAUGUAUGGUAUCCGCCAUGAUGACUACAAUUAUGGAGAGGUGAACCAUCUGCUGGAGAGAUAUCUCAAGAGUUACGUUAAGACGGUGACCUGCUACCCAGAGAGGGUCUCCAAGAAAGAUUACGACAACUUCAUGAGGGGGUUUAAGCACUCAGAGAAGGUCCAUGUCAACCUAAUGCUGCUAGAAGCCAAGAUGCAAGCAGAACUGCUGUAUUCACUGCGGGCACUUACACGUUACAUGACCUAGUCUGCUGCUGGCCAAAGAUUGCCCCAGUUCACACUGACUGGCUCCCAUAUACAGGACUGAAGGAGCUCGUAUUGGUGCUGUGCAUGCCACCCCAUCUAGUGGUAAUGAACCACUGGUUGUAUUUGGACACCUUAAACUGACUGAUAAAGUGGAAGACUGCUCUCCUCUCCAUGCUUCUAUUGUUUCAUACGGCGUGGCUGGACAUGGAGGGAAGAUGGCCUGGACUCCCUGCUGGAGUCUGUGUGGCCCCCUAGUCUUUCAUACUGAUAUCUUGGUGCUAUGUCACACAAGCGUGUACAUAGAGAAGAGGACUGGUUCAGCUGUGAUAGUUGUGUAUAUUCUGUACAAAGUGUCAGGCGUUUUCAUCACCUUUCCAUUCUUCAUACAGAUUCACAUUUCAGACAUACCAGCACAGUUUGGUGCUGUGGUAUAUAUAUAUAUAUAUCAUUAGUCAUUAAAGAUUUCAUGUACUUUGUCAACAGUGCCAUAGGGAAAGACUUGGCAUCUCUGUAGUACUGCACCACACCCUGUCAGAACCAGAGACAUCUACAUCAUAGCUUGGGUAAAACCACUUAGAAUUAAGAAGUCUUAAGCUUUAAACUGAUCAAUGAAAUUGAUUGUCUCUAUUCAUAGAACCACUGUUAGUAUCAGUAUUGGUAAAGCAUUUCUGCUUGGAAACAUGUUAGUAGUAAUAGCUCUGUAUGAGAGUGCAGACAUAGACUGAUAUCACCAUAUUUGAUGUGUGAAAGGUAGAUAAGCUGUUGGUCAUUAUUUUUUAUGAAGAUACUGUUGCCAUCCAUGUAGAAGGUGCUGCCACCUGUAGGGUAAAACUAUGGCAGGCAGUGCCCUGUUGAACAGGAAGGCUGACUUUGAUCUGUGCACAUAUAUACAACACCUGUAGUGUUCAACAGUACAGUUUUCAAUACUUAUACGUUAUUUCCCUCGGCCUAAAAUCUCUUAUCUGGUGUACAAGAACCUAUGGUGUGCUUACAAAACAUCCUGCGGUGCACCUCCUGUAGAACAGGUUGAAACUGAACAGUUUCACACAACAUGCCUGCAGGGAAGUGGUCAUUUGUGUCAUUUUUAUCAUCAACUUUGAUUUCUAAAGUGAAUUUGCUAUUGUUAAUGUCAUUUUUUACAAUAAUAUAAAUAAAUAUAAUUGUUUUUUAUGUCAACGUAUAGAAAUGAUGGCUCAUUGUUGAGGAGCAGUAUGAGGGUAUGCAUUAUAAGGUGAAUCAGCAUUAGUAAGGAAUUGAGGUUUGUAGAGUUGGAGUUAAUCCUAUUAAGAUUUUUGUUAUUUUUCAUGGCUUAUAUUUCUGAUGCUGGUAUCGCGUUUUGUGAUAUGCCAUAUCAAGUGUACUGUCUUGAGUACACCAAUGGUGUAUGCUGUUCAUACUUUGCUAUUGAUGUUGUCAUUAUUGGGCCCUGAAAUGAGUGAUAUAAUGAAGAGGACAGUUUACCAUAUAUUGUUAUCAAAUUAUUUGCAUGGAUGCUCAAGGAUAGAUGGCGCCAGGUGCAUCAGUAUUAUUAUGUCCAUAUUUGUGUGCAAAGGGAAGCAAGAAUUUAUUUGCAUUUUGUGACAGUGAUUUUUUUUACAAUUACAAUUAAAAUGUAGUAAUAACUUAAAAUGAACUGGUCUAUUUCCUGAUACUCCACUUGUUUUUUAUCAUUGUGCAUUGAUAUUGCUGUAGGGUGUAUUUCUUGCUAGAGGCCAGUUAACUGUAUAAGUGAAAAUUAUUUGAUUUGUCAUGAAAACAUAUUAUGAAAAUGCUGGUAUAUUUUCAGGGCAUAUGUUUUGUGAAUGAGCAAUCUCAAGGAGUGAUUUACAGGCAGUAUUUUCUCUAGAUGAUUUAGGUUAUUGCUGUAUUCUGUGUGGCUACAGUGUGGCUGGCAGUAGGGAAGUGUGGCCUAGAGAAUCACCAGGAAACUUUUUUUAUGGACACAUAAUUCUAAGAGCUCUUCUUGACACUGUGGCCUCAUAUGGGUAAACAUAAAGAUUAUUAUAGAUCAGUGAUAUAUUUCUGUGUCAGUAGCAGUGGAUGUUUCAUUACCCUGUGGUAAUUAUAACAUUUUCAAAUCAGCUGGCACAGGAAAACUUUUGUCUGAUAAUUUGCAUUUUCCUGGAUUUGUAAAUCACGUUGUCUAAAAUGCUUAGCUUAUCUGACCACAUGAUUGGUCUAAGCAAGGAGUAUAUCAG
Molecule: messenger RNA, 5870 nt
Organism: Lingula anatina
Lineage: Eukaryota; Metazoa; Brachiopoda; Lingulata; Lingulida; Lingulidae
Product: sestrin-1
Biological process (GO): positive regulation of macroautophagy; negative regulation of TORC1 signaling; regulation of response to reactive oxygen species
Cellular component (GO): nucleus
Molecular function (GO): L-leucine binding; oxidoreductase activity, acting on peroxide as acceptor
Source: RefSeq, a predicted model, not a curated record